AGUCACAUGAACAGGAAAUUCGAAACCAAAAUAAACAACAAUCAUUACAAAAUACAAAACAAUGAUAAAUUUAAUAAAUUAACACAGAUGUUUGAAUGUUAGCCAUUAACCUAGCUAGCUAGCUAGACUUGGUUUUAGGUAGGUAAAAUCAGCCGAGACUAGAAUCUAGAGAAUCUAGAUCUAGUAAUGUGGAAAAAAGGGGACUCAUUAAAUUUUUAUAACUUUUUCACAUUUUUAGUAGGAUUUAUGUUUUCAAAGUUACAAAAUUAUUUCCAAGUUCAUUUAUGUAGGGCCUACCUGUUUUAAACUAGUGUUACUAUUAGCUAACCUUGACGUAAAUGCAGGGGGAGUAGAGCAGCUGAUAAGGAUGUUGAAAGCUGAUGUGGCAGCUGAGACAGGGGAGAGAAGCAGGUCUAUACUCUGGCUGCCAGUUAUCUUCUCUUGUGCAACAUUUUACCUCUACCUGCUCUCACUGGGGUUCAAACAGGAGGAUGAAAGGUCCAGUCGGAAAUUCCCCACCAGCGUCGAUGACAUCAGAGAAAUGUUGACCUACAUCAACGCAGUCAAGGCCAACAACUGGGGCUAUUUGUUGCUAGUCUUUAGUUCAGGAUAUAUUUAUAAACAAGCUUUUGCUGUGCCUGGGUCUGUCUGUCUGAAUGUUCUGGCUGGUGCCAUGUUUGGUCCCUACUUUGGUUUUCUCCUGGUCUGCCUGCUGUCUGCCGUGGGGGCGAGCACCUGUUACCUGCUGUCCCAGGUGUUUGGCAAAUCUUAUGUUGUCCACUUCUUCCCUGACAAGGUCAAGGUCUUUCAAAACAAGGUCAACAGAAACAGAGACGGGUUGUUUUUCUUCCUGUUGUUUCUCCGCCUGUUCCCCAUGUCACCCAACUGGUUCAUGAACAUCGUGGCUCCAAUUGUGGGGGUCCCAGUUCAUCUUUUCUUCUGCUCAGUAUUAAUAGGUCUAAUGCCGUACAACUUUGUGUGUGUACAAACGGGCAGCGUGAUAUCCCAGAUGACCUCUCUCAGUGAUAUGUUCACCAUGUGGACGAUGUUAAAGAUGUUUCUAUUGGCCAGCGUGGCCCUGUUACCUGGUCUCAUCAUCAACCGGCUCAAAGUCAAAUUUGAUUAGAAAUGUUUAGAAAUCUUAUUCAAGCUCAUUAUUAAAUAAAAUUAUGUUGU
Physella acuta is the source of this 1176-nucleotide messenger RNA. RefSeq names its product transmembrane protein 41A-A. Lineage: Eukaryota; Metazoa; Mollusca; Gastropoda; Physidae. The record is from RefSeq and is a predicted model, not a curated record.